AUGAAUGAGGGUUACUAUUCGGGUUUUGGGGUUAAUUUUGUGAUGGUCGAGAUGCAACGCAAUAAUACUGAGUUGGAGGAAGGAGAGGCUUUCUAUUGUUAUAAGGAUGACGAUGAUGACAACAUUGACCUUGAUUCUCUCUCUUACAUUAUUGUUGAUGGUAUGCAAGCUUGCAUUUUUAUUUUGCCCGAUGAGAGGAUUCAGCAUGUUCUGGGUCAUUUUCGAAAGGAAUUUGAAGGAGGUAUUUUUCCUGAGCGUUUGGGUGCAAAAUUUGGUGACUAUGGCUCUUUUUUGCCCACCUAUGAACGCUCCCCUCGUUGGCAAUCUUGUCCAAAGGAUCCAGAAAAACACCAUAGUUCACAAAAAUUUCCCAGCAAUAUCCAUAUGGCGGCUGCAUUUUAUAACUCAAAAGCACCUUCAAAUAUGCCUCCUUCCAUGAGGCUUGGAACUGCUUCCCAUAAAGUUCUUGCAUCUCAAGAUACAAGAGUAACUUCAGUGAACAACACAGGCAUUUCCUUGAAUAAAGUAGCAGAGAAGUGCAGUUUGAAAGAUGACUGCACAAAUAAGUCAAAGAAGUUGACUGAUCAAAGAAUGCUGAUAUCGCAAAUCAAAGUGAAAUCAGAUAGCUUAGCAAAGAAGAAUGCAGAAAUUUACAGUGGUCUUGGACUUGAUGACUCUCCUUCUUCCUCAACGGAAAACAGCCAUAAGGAAAGUGAAGAUAUGCCUCGUGUAUCUCAAGAUUCGCCUGUAGAGUCUCCUGCUACCAUUGUUCAGGUAGAGGACGUGUUCUAUUUCUAUGAAACACUUAAGGAUAUGUUGUCCAGCGGUGUGCUAAUAUCACCUCUACAUGACAGUCUACUCUACUUGAUUAGAAAGGAAAAAUCCUUUAGAGACCGAAGACCCAUUUCUUCUCUUAAUGGUCAUCAGGAACAUUAUUCCAUGUCAACUGAUGAGUCAGAUUCUGUUGCGGGGGAUUCACAUUUGUUGAAGAAAAGGAAAGUGACAGUGAUAGACCAAAGUGAAAAGCAUCAUAUGAAUGGUAACUGUUCUGAUAAUGACAUGACAUUGCAUAUGAAGAAAAGAUUAGGAAAUAGAACUCCAGAUCGUAAGGACUUUCUGUCUAACGAUCUGAGACGCACACCACUGUCAAGUUCAAUUUGUGAUGGUGAAAUGGCUGAAGUCACUGGUAAGGCUAUUGAAGUAUUCAAGGAGGUCAAUAAAAAUGGUGUGGAAUGUAGAAUGGUUUCGACUGAAGCAGUGAAAGAGAUUUCACUGGAGUCAAUAUCUGAUCAGGAUUUUGACAAGAUUGAGAAGCAAAAUACAGGAAGUAGCUUUACGAAAAAAGUGUCUGCUGAUCCUAAGAAUAUUAGCAAUUGUAACACUUCUGCAAUUUCAAAAAGGAUUAAGUCCGAUGAAAUGAAAUAUAAGGUGGAUCAAGAUACUCAAAAGUGUGAUACUAAUCAGACCAAGGUAAAAUCUGAAAGGAAGAACGAGUCAAAAGGUGAGCAGGGACCUAGAAAAGUUGUUACUGAUGCUGAAAAAGAUAUCUUUGGUACUAGUAAUAAUGUAAUGGUAAAUGAUAGAAAGUUUACUAGCAUUGGUGUUACUUCUUCUAAAAGUAAAAUGCAUAAAGUGAAGUCACUGAAGGAUAAUAAGGUCAGAGAUUGUGACAGAGGUUCACCAAAAAGAAAACCACAACGGAAGGUUGAUGGAAUAGAUCCAACUGAUGGGCCUCCCCUUAACAAGGCUACAGUAAAUUGUAACCUUAAUCAUGUUGAAAAGAAUGCAAGUAGGGUUAAAGUAAAGGAAAGAGCAAGUGGCAAUAAAGUGGUUAAUCAGUUGACAGCUGCGCCAUGCGCAAAAGAUACUCCAGGUGCAUUUCCUGAUGCUGAAAAUAAACCAACUUCUGAGAUGGUUCUGUCAUCAUCAGCAGGAGCACCUCAACUUAUUGAAGAAGAUUGGGUAUGCUGUGACAUUUGCCAGAAAUGGAGGCUUCUACCUAUGGGUUUAAAGCCAGAUCAACUUCCAGAGAAAUGGUUGUGUAGCAUGCUAUAUUGGCUGCCUGGAAUGAAUCGUUGUAGCAUCAGCGAGGAGGAGACUACAAAAGCACUUUAUGCUUUAUAUCAAAUGCCAAUUUUUGAGGGUCAAAGUAACAUGCAAAUCGAUGCCACUGGACCUGAAAUUGGAGUGAAAUCUGUUGAUACUCUACAACUUUGCCCUAUUCACAAAAAGCCCAGUUCUGAUGUAAUGCUUGAUCAAGGGAGGAAGAAACAAGGUAGUAAUGAGAAGGCGAAGUCAGGAAUCAAUAGUGACAGGCAUCAGUUGUCAAAUACAGAAAAGAACAAUGCUCAAGAGUCUGUUAAAAAUAGAAGCUUGAAUGACAUGAAUGAGUGGCCUGCAGGUUCAAAACGAAUGAAGAAAUCUAAUUCUCAAAAUUUGAGCAGGUUGAACAAUUUGAUAGAAGAGAAAAACUCACAUAAGACAAAAGAAUAUCGAAUGAAUGGAGAAUAUGCCAAUGUGGUUGUCAAAUCUGUUCAGGUGACACAAAUCAGGUUAGAUUGA
Sphenostylis stenocarpa is the source of this 2562-nucleotide messenger RNA. NCBI's taxonomy places the organism in Eukaryota, Viridiplantae, Streptophyta, Magnoliopsida, Fabales, Fabaceae. The record is from the annotation of a GenBank genome assembly.